AUGUGGAAAAUUGGAGAUGGUACCCAAGUUAACAUUUGUUCUGAUAAUUGGGUGCCGGGAGGAGGGCCUUUGAUUUAUAGCCAUUUUUUGUUCGAUGAGCUAAGUCUCUCAAAGGUGUCUAUGCUCAUUAACCAUGAUGGUCAUUGUUGGAGGAGAGAUUUGAUUGAACUUGUAUUCAAUCCAAGCACAACAACUAGCAUUCUCUCUAUUCCCUUGAGUAUGCAUGGAGGCAGUGACGUGUUCUACUGGCCGGGUACUAGCGAUGGUCAAUACACAUCCAAGGAAGGCUACGGUUUUUUGAGGAAGUUGCUGGCCCGAGAUGAAGCUUCUUCAUCCACCACAGUUAUUCUAGCUCCAAAGUUUUGGAAAAAAUUAUGGGCUUCCCGUGCUUUACCUCGCUGCAAGGAGACUUGUUGGAGAGCUAUAUCGGGUUAUUUGCCGUUGAAGGAGCGGUUAUUCAGACGUCGCGUUGAUGUGGAUCCUAGCUGCAGCUUUUGUGCAGCGGAGUUGGAAGAUGAGGACCACUUGUUUCUGCAUUGUCCAGCAGCGAAGCAGGUCUGGUUCGCGUCCCAGCUAGCUGUUCGGGUGGACCUUUUCUCGUCCUUCAAGGAGUUCUGGCUAGCAGCGGUGGAGCUUGAUGAUGAUGAUGCAAUAGCCACGAUUCAGGCCACGGUUUAUGCACUAUGGGAGGCACGAAACAACAUCUGUUUCAAGCAGCGUGAGUUCGUGGUGGCAGGGGUUCUUCGACGGGUGAGCAACUCGAUGGAAGAGGCUAUUGUGCGUGACCGCGAUCGAGGGCCUAUGGCAGCCUUGCCCGCGAAGUGGCAAAAACCAGCACUAGGUACCAUUAAAUGCAACUUUGAUGCUUCUUUUCAUGAUCGGGGUCCUUCUGGUUUGGGGAUGGUGGCUCGGAACAGUGAUGGGGAGGUAAUGGCUGCGGUUUGCUCUUUUCCUAUCACUACCCUCUCCCCUCUCUUGGCUGAGGUGAUGAGCAUGAGAUGGACUAUGCAAUUGGCAAUUGAUUUAGGAUUCCGCCGGGUGUGCUUCGAAACGGACUGUCUACAACUUUUCAACCACUGGCGAGCAAGUCGGGAAGGGCGUUCAUAUCUGAGUUCGAUUAUCCAUGAUUGUCGUUUAUUACUUUCUGCUUUUGAUUCUGUUAGUGUUUAUUUUGUUAGACGCACGGGCAACACCGUUGCGGAUUUUCUGGCUAGGAACGCUGAAACCUAUGCUAAUUUAGUAUGGGUGGAGGAGGUUCCUGUAGCCGCUUUUCAUUUGGUUUUUUCUGAUGUAAUGACUCAAUUGCCGGUUGGCGCUUAA
This is a messenger RNA of Lotus japonicus, 1320 nucleotides long. RefSeq lists its product as uncharacterized. Gene Ontology annotation, molecular function: nucleic acid binding; RNA-DNA hybrid ribonuclease activity. Bases 1 to 1320 code for a protein of 439 amino acids. The transcript has a single exon. Lineage: Eukaryota; Viridiplantae; Streptophyta; Magnoliopsida; Fabales; Fabaceae. The record is from RefSeq and is a predicted model, not a curated record.